CAGGCGGCGGCGGCGCCAGCGCCGCGCAGCCAUGCUGCUCGACCCCAAGUCCCCAACGCCACGCCACGCCACCCCAUUGCCGCUGCGUAGGCAGCGUAGCUGCCGCUCCAGCACGGCGCCUUCCCGUCGCCUGUUGCCCAACUCGUCAUGUGGUAGCCUGGUAGGCUGGUAGCCCAAGGCGCAGGGCCCUGUCACUCGCGCGCAACUUGCUCGACGGAAUGCCGCAUCGGGACGUCAUCUCGGCCACGGCCGCCAUCGGCGCGCUAACCCGCGGCGGCCGACACCGCGACGCCCUCGCACUGUUCUCCCGAGUUCUCGCCGACGGCGUCGCGCCCAACGAGUUCACUUUCGGUACCGUCCUGCGCUCGGCCACCGCGCUCCGAGUCCGAGCCCCGCGCGUCGGCGUGCAGCUCCACGCCUGCGCUGCCAAGCUCGGCCUCUGCUCCAACGUCUUCGUCGGCAGCGCUCUCCUCGACCACUACGCCAAGAUGGGCGCCAUGACGGAGGCCCAGCGCGCGCUCGAUGACACCCGCGAGCCGAAUGUGGUCUCCUACACCGCCCUCAUCGCCGGUUUGCUGAAGAAUGGGAUGUUUGAUGAGGCAGACCGAUUGUUCCGGCGCAUGCCAGAGAGGAACGUGGUCUCGUGGAACGCGAUGAUCGGCGGGUACAGUCAAGCCGGUCUCGGUGAGGAGGCUGUCAAUCUGUUCCUGGAAAUGUGCCGAGGAGGCGUCUCACCGAACGAAAGCACCUUCCCCUGCGUGCUCACCUCUGUUGCCAGUGCAGGGACACUUGGCGUAGGCAGAAGCAUUCAUGCAUCAGCCAUCAAGUUCUUGGGCAAGCUUGACGUUUAUAUAGGUAAUUCUCUUGUGAGCUUCUAUGCCAGGUGCGGUAGCUUGGAGGACAGUGUUUUGGCUUUCAAAAAAAUCAAUCGGAAAAACGUGGUCUCCUGGAACGCACUGAUCUGCGGGUAUGCGCAGAAUGGGAAGGGGGAAGAGGCUUUGGACGCUUACAGAAUGAUGAGAGCAACGGGCCUCAAGCCAGAUAACGUCACUCUUCUCGGCUUGCUGUUUGGUUGUAACCAUACUGGUCUAGUUGAUGAAGGUUAUGCAUUGUUCAAGACCGCAGAGAGGGAGCAACCGGGCAUACUGAAACCUGAGCAUUACGCUUGUGUGGUUGAUCUACUAUCUCGUGCCAAGCGGUUCGACGAGGCCAGAAGGUUUCUUGAGGAGCUCCCCUUUGAGCCAGGCAUUGGGUUCUGGAAGGCUUUGUUAGGGGGCUGUCAGAUUCACUGGAACAGCAAGCUGGCUGAGAGCGUUGCAAAGCGCAUUCGUGCAUUGGAUCCAAAGGACACAUCUUCCUACAUUCUUCUGUCAAAUGUAUACUCUGCGUCAGGAAGUUGGCAGAGUGUGUCUAUGGUCAGGUGGGAGAUUAAGGAGAAGGGGCUGAAGAGGAUCACCGGCUGCAGUUGGAUUGAGGUCCAGGAGAAGGUCCAUGUCUUCUUCAAUGGAGACUGUAGGCAUCACCAGAGUGAUGAAAUUUAUUCGAUGCUCGAAUCAUGUUUUUAUUCCAUGGAAGAUGAAGGUGAACACUCAAUUGUGUGAUGAUAACCAAUGAGUACCCAAGUGUGUCAAAUGUGGUUUACUUGUCAUCAUCUUUUUAAUCUUACAUGUGGAAAACACUAGACCGUACUGAACUUCGGUGAUGUUGCUGGAAGAAUGAAUAAUCAGAUUCCAGCCAUCAUGCACUGCUGUAGCAACAAUAAAAGUCACUCCCUCGAUCCCAACGGCAAAGGAAAGGUGCAAGUUCAUGCCCUAAAGACGAGAACAAACGAAGGUGGGCCUCCGGUCAGAUACAUGUUGCCAGAAAUCGUCCAAGCUCCCGCUCUCUUGCCAUUUUUGUUGGUAGAUUCAAUUAGAAGUCCAUGAACGCACAUUACAUGAAUUAUGAAAAACUGGCCACAAGGCAAACAUUGCCACAGACCAGAUUUUGCAUAGCACUGCCAGCUGAUUUGUUAUCUGUACUAUCUCACAAUCCUUUGAUAAAUGUUAUUUAUCCCCCUGAACAAAUUACAUGAUUCAGGUGAUUGAA
Molecule: messenger RNA, 2088 nt
Organism: Zea mays
Lineage: Eukaryota; Viridiplantae; Streptophyta; Magnoliopsida; Poales; Poaceae
Product: tetratricopeptide-like helical
Exons: 1
Coding region: 219-1601 (460 amino acids)
Biological process (GO): RNA modification
Molecular function (GO): RNA binding; protein binding
Source: RefSeq, marked validated